Molecule: messenger RNA, 1307 nt
Organism: Urocitellus parryii (Arctic ground squirrel)
Lineage: Eukaryota; Metazoa; Chordata; Mammalia; Rodentia; Sciuridae
Gene: Calr3
Product: calreticulin 3
Biological process (GO): ERAD pathway; protein folding
Cellular component (GO): endoplasmic reticulum; endoplasmic reticulum membrane
Molecular function (GO): calcium ion binding
Source: RefSeq, a predicted model, not a curated record
CGCGCCUGGCUCGCUGCAGAGACCGCUGGGAGGACAGGGGCGGUCAAGAGGAGGAGCGCCGCGCAUGCCCCAUGGCACGCGCCCGUGUCCUGAUCUGGGCGGUCUGCGCGCUGCGCCUGGCGCUGGCCACUGUCUACUUCCAGGAGGAAUUUCUGGACGGAGGUCUGCAGACCACUCAGAAUGGCCGAUUCUACGCCAUCUCUGCACGCUUCAAACCGUUCAGCAACAAGGGGAAAACUCUAGUCAUUCAGUACACCGUGAAACACGAGCAGAAGAUGGACUGCGGCGGGGGCUACAUUAAGAUCUUUCCUGCAGACCUGGAUCAGAAGAACCUCAAUGGGAAAUCACAGUACUAUAUUAUGUUUGGACCUGAUAUUUGUGGAUUUGAUAUCAAGAAAGUUCAUGUUAUUUUACAUUUCAAGAAUCAGUAUCAUUCAAACAAGAAAUCAAUCAGAUGUAAGGUUGAUGGCUUCACACACCUGUACGCUCUGGUUUUAAGACCAGACCUUUCUUAUGAAGUGAAAGUUGACGGUCAGGCCAUCGAGUCCGGCAGCAUUGAAUACGACUGGAACUUGACCUCGUUUAGGAAAAUGGAAGAGUCUUCAGCAGAGUCUAAGGAUUGGAAUCAGGCCAAAGACGCGAAAGCCCAGGACUGGGAGCAGCAUUUCCUAGACGCCAGCGCCAGCAAGCCCAGCGACUGGAACAGUGAGCUGGACGGGGACUGGCAGGCGUCCCUGCUCCAGAAGCCGCCCUACCAGGACGGCCUGAAACCAGAGGGCAUCGACAAAGACAUCUGGCUCCACCAGAAGAUGAAGAACACCAACUACCUGACCCAGUAUGACCUCUCGGAAUUUGAGAACAUCGGUGCCAUUGGGCUGGAGCUCUGGCAGGUGAGAUCUGGAACCAUCUUUGAUAACUUCCUGAUCACAGACGAUGAAGAGUAUGCUGAGAAUUUUGCCAAGGCCACCUGGGGCGAAACCAAGGGUCCAGAGAGGGAGAUGGAUGCCAUACAAGCCAAGGAAGAAGUGAAAAAAGCCCGCGAGGAAGAUGAGGAACUCCUGGCAGGAAAGUUUCAUAUGCGUGAAAGUCAUUUCAAUAGAUAUUACAGGCGGGAUGAGCUUUAGUCAUCCCUAUUAUAAAGAUGACUGAUAAAAACCUUGUUUCUACUUUAAUCUGCAUUGAAAAGGUCACUUGGUAACUGGUCCAGCUUUCUUUUAAAAACGUUCCGUGCUUUUGGUGGGGUCAGUCACGUUUUCCUCAGUGAUCCCUAUGCACCAGGAAGUUCCCCUCCCCAGAUCUGAGCGCUG